AUGGCUGACUUCAAUGCCGAAAUGUUCCUGGGACGUCCGGUCGGCUUUUGGAUACUCUUCAAUGAUAUCACCAUCGUGGACCAGGCGAUCCAGAGGGGCACGGUUCUACUUUCUUCCAUGCUGGCCUCCUGGCAGCGCCUGUAUGCUGUACGGACGUUCGUGUUCCCGGCACUGAACUUCAUGAUGCGAUACGGCAACCUCGGCAAGGACGAUUGGCACCGCCUCGACGUUGUUCUGCGUCCCCUCCUGAAGAAGACGUUAUAUCUCCCGGCAAAUGCGUCGAACGAGUACAUUUACGGCAGUCCUCACUUGGGGGCGGCGGCAAUACCACUUGCUACCGAGCUGAGCGACAUCUGCGGUGUCGACAACGCGUUUAAGCUACUAACUUCCGGCGACCUCGAGCUGCGCGACAUGGCGUCCGAGGGCCUGCGUGAGGUGGUCUCGAAGCGUCUUCAUCAGCUGGCGGAGCGACCAGACGUGGAAGACUACCUCAGCGGCUAUACCGAGGGAGAUUUUAAGGCGCGUGCGUCGCAACUUCGCUCGAUAUGGACCGAGGCAUGGAAGGCUUCACGCCGCCUGGAUGUAUACACUGGGAGCUCCACCCGGACAGAGUUCGGUUCACCUGCGGUGAUCACGCUCUCAACCCUAAACACCACAGGCAAGGUCCUGCAGUGCGUGGCCGCCGAUCCCGCCAGUUCGCACUUUAUGCACUCCGGUUCUUUCACCCAGUUUGCGGACUGGCGGAUCAUCCACAAGGUCAUGCUCAGUCUCCUUCCACUUAACGGAGCCUGCAUGUGGGUGAUGGCUGAACGCGAUCAGCGAUGCAGGGUGUGCGGUUAUGCCAGGGAGACCCUGCCGCACGUCCUGAGUCACUGUAUGCCUCAGAGUGCGCAGUACACGGCCCGACACAACCACAUCGUGGCGCGUAUACGUACUGCGUGCCGGGGUUGGUUUAGCAUCAUCAUCUACGACAACCGGCCAACCGGAGACACCAACCUUCACCCUGACAUCGCCCUGGAGCUUGGCGAGGAGACAGUCAGCAUUGAUGCCUGUUGUCCUUUCGACAACCGCCUGCAGGCUUUCACCGAGGCACGCCGGGUCAAAGUCGCUAAGUACAAGCCCGUACGUCUACAUCUGGCACGGCGAUAUCAGCACAUGACAGUACAUGUACACACAGUUAUCGUAGGUGCAUUGGGCUACUGA
This is a messenger RNA of Dermacentor silvarum, 1203 nucleotides long. RefSeq lists its product as uncharacterized. The record is from RefSeq and is a predicted model, not a curated record. Lineage: Eukaryota; Metazoa; Arthropoda; Arachnida; Ixodida; Ixodidae. The transcript is spliced from 2 exons. The coding region runs from base 1 to 1203 and encodes 400 amino acids.